UCCGACUAAAACCCACCUCAUGUAUGUGUUGCAACGAAGCGUUGAAAGAGGAUAACAUCGACAGUUUUAUAAUAAUAAUAAUAAAUAUUAGAUUAUAAUCUGAAAUCGUGGGUUAUCCACAAAAAUGACCGAGAACAACCAAGAAGGGCAGCGGGAGCGAUGCGAAGAGGCCAGGUUUGUGGAUAAAAACUCUGCAAAACUUAUUCAAAGGGUUACUUCAGUGAUGCCAAUAGCAGAUGAACUACACAGCAAGGGCAUGAUACAUGACGAAAACUAUGCAGCUAUCAAAGCAAAAAAAACAGAUCAAGAUAAAAUGAGAAAGCUCUUUGAAUUAUUAACAUCUGAAUGUCUCAAAAAAGCCUUUUAUUAUUUGCUGGAAAAAAAUGAGAACACCUCUUCAAAGAACUGGGUGGUGUUAGCAGGAAACGCAAGCCUUCUGAUCCUGAAUGCUCAGUACCACGUAAAAAAAGAAAGGCCCCCGCACCCAAGAAGAAGAAAACUCCCGCACCCAAGAAACAGAAGAAAACCAACGCACCCAAAAAGAAAAGAAACUCUUAGAAAAGAUGUGUUAAAAAAUCACACACUUUAUGUAAUUUACAAAUUUUGUGUCAAUAUUAAAUAAAAAUGUGUAGAAAAGAAUAACCUCUUUUACACAUAUUUAUGUGUAUUUUAAAAAUCAACACAACUUGUGUAUUUACACACAGCAUUUAAAACAAUAUGUGCUAAAGCUUUAUGUGUAGUUUUUAAAGACCUCCAUUAUUUAAAUUAGCUAGUGUGUGAACCAAUAGGGACUAACUUUACCAUAAUCGCUUUAUUAUGUUAAUCGACUAACCCUAGAGUCAAAACUGCUCGUCAAAACUACCUUGUACUCUGCGCUUCGGAGCCAUGAAGCUUCGAAACCUUUGCAAAUCUUUUUUUUUUUUUUAAAGAGUGGGUCGGAUCACGUAUCAAACUGAAACCACAGUCAAUUAAUCAAUAAUAAUAGGCUGAUUAAAAAACACUUUAUAGGCACUUCUUGUUUAAUGGUAGGCCUAUUUAUAUAGACAUAUUAAAAAAAUUCAUAAACAUAUAAAAUCAAAUUGUUUUCUGCAAACUCCUCCAGAUUCUUGUUCUGCAUCUCCCCAAGUAUCACUGUUGUGGUUUUCAUGCUUCUUUACUGUAUCAUUUUUUAAUAAUUGCAUACCAAAGUCAUGACAAAUGCUAUUUACAUUGCUAUAUAGACAUAUUUUAAAAAUUCAUAAAAAUAUCAAAUCAAAUUGUUUUCUGACAACUCCACCAGAAACUUGUUCUGCAUCUCCCCAAGUACCACUGAUGUGAUUUUCAUGUUGUUUUACUUUAUCAUUUUUUAAUAAUUGCAUACCAAAAUCAUGACAAAUUCUAUUUGUUUUGCUAUAUGGACAUAUUUUAAUAAAAAAAAAAAAUUCAUAAAGAAAUAUGAAAUCAAAUUGUUUCCUGACAACUCCGACAGAUUCUUGUUCUGCGUCUCCCCAGGUACCACUGAGGUGAUUUUAAUGUUGUUUUACUGUAUCAUUUUUUAAUAAUUGCAUACCAAAGUCAAGACAAAUGCUAUUUAUUACCUCACUGUGUCACAUAUUUAAAAAAUUCAUAAAAAUAUAAAAUCAAAUUGUUUUCCGCAAAGUCCACCAGAAUCUUGUUCUGCAUCUC
Molecule: messenger RNA, 1665 nt
Organism: Onychostoma macrolepis
Lineage: Eukaryota; Metazoa; Chordata; Actinopteri; Cypriniformes; Cyprinidae
Product: NACHT, LRR and PYD domains-containing protein 1b allele 3
Exons: 4
Coding region: 125-622 (165 amino acids)
Biological process (GO): regulation of apoptotic process; innate immune response; inflammatory response
Source: RefSeq, a predicted model, not a curated record